This is a messenger RNA of Penaeus indicus, 2556 nucleotides long. RefSeq names its product N-alpha-acetyltransferase 35, NatC auxiliary subunit-like. The coding region runs from base 45 to 2255 and encodes 736 amino acids. Gene Ontology annotation, biological process: N-terminal peptidyl-methionine acetylation. The transcript has 14 exons. Lineage: Eukaryota; Metazoa; Arthropoda; Malacostraca; Decapoda; Penaeidae. Gene Ontology annotation, cellular component: NatC complex. The record is from RefSeq and is a predicted model, not a curated record.
GGAAUCGGACGCGGCGCCGCUGCACUGUAAACAAAGGCGACGUCAUGGCCUCCAGCGCCGCCGACCUGGCCCUCGACAAAAAGGAAUUCACUCCCACCAUCAGCACCAUGCCGCCCCGGCCUGAGGUGACGUACAACUGGGUAAACAUCACCUCAGACUUUUUCCAUGCCACUAAAGACCUAGAGUUGGGGGAGCUCUUACACGAUGAUGUAUUUGGGCUGUUCGAAGCCAUGUCAGCUAUUGAAAUGAUGGACCCAAAGAUGGAUGCUGGCAUGAUGUGUAACAGAGGCAAGAAGGUCCUGAAUUUUGACCAGGCUGUCAAGGCUGGUGCCUUGAAGUUGAAUAAUCUUACCAUGGAGGAGCUGGUGGGCAUAAUGGACUCCAUGUUUGCUUGCCUGGUCACAUGGCUGGAAGGACAUUCAGCUGCCCAGACCAUCCUCACCUGCCUCUACCUCCACAAGCCCCUCAGCAUUGAAGACCGGGCCCUGAGAGCCUUUUCCAUACAAACCCUCAAACUCAUUGCGAUCAUUAAUAACAUCGUACACAGUGCCGGUGUGUUUGAAGAGGAGGAUUUCCAACCUGCCUUAUAUGGCUACAGUGUUUGUUCUGAGGUGACAGAGGUACGUGCUGGCGGAAUGAUGCGCGAGGUGGAGGAAGAACUACAGAGAGCUGUGAAGGCCUCUAGAAACAGACAAGGGGAGCCUUGGGAUACCAAAAUGCAGAAACAGCAUGAGGAUGCAGUCGCUCUCUUCUCAAGAAUCAGGUUCAUGAGACUGUUCUACGCAGCUCUAGCAGCUCUCAUGCGAAGAGAACAAGCCUCUAUACCAGAAUCAGAGCGAUACCUAGCAUCAUGCACGGAGCUGGUUUGCAUAAUGCAGAACACAAUUGGACGCGGCCUGAAACCCAAACAUCAUAAAGACGAGGAGGGGAAUAAGGGUAAGGCCCGAGUGGAUUAUCCAGUCAUCAUGGGUUUUGAGCCUCUUGUCAAUCAGCGCCUUCUACCUCCUACUUUCCCACGCUACACGAGAUUACGAACACGCAAGGAAGCAAUGCAUUACCUUGAGGAGAUGGUGGGACGCCUUCGCCAUAUCACCAAGAUCACUCACUGCACAGGUUUUCAUUCUGCUCUGGAAUUCAUUGAGAACUUCUCCGAGACACGACCUUGUGUUUUGUCGAGAUCAUUGGCUCAGGUCCUCUACCUCGGGGGUGGGGACAAGCUGUGGGGAGGACAGACCAUGGCAGAAGCUCUGAGGGAAGCUGCUCGAGGGUUCAUAUGCCCACCUGCAUUACUACCAAAGGCGCCUGUAAUGAACAAUGUACAGGCAAAAGAAUAUGUCAGCUCUUUUUUCAACCGUUGUGUAAGACCCUUUGAGCAACUUAUCCAGACAUGUGGGCACAACCGUGCACGUCAGAGAGACAAAGUUGCACACUUACUGGAGGAAUUUGCAAUGCUACAAGAUGAGGCAGACAAAGUGGAUGCAUAUCUUCACAAUGUUCUCUUGAAGAGUGACCAGCCACGCCCUCACUUGGCGUACCUUGGCACCUGGGUCCUCUACCACACUUUACGACUCAUGAUAAAGUACCUGCUGACGGGAUUCACACUAGAGCUGUAUGCUGUGCAUGAAUAUCAUUAUGUCUACUGGUACCUGUAUGAGUUUGUGUACGUGUGGCUCGUGAGUGCCCUCUCCCGUGCAGACGCCAUGCUGCUGGAGCAAGAUGGCUACGAGACCAAUAAAGGAAAGAGUGGACGUUCUUCGAAGAACAAGAACAGGAAUAAGAAGAAGCACCGACCUUAUGGCAAGGAAAUCACCUACUACCAGGCACUCCAGCAUCUCUGUGGGGGAUACUACAAGGCCAUGGUGGGCCUACGAGAAGCAGGGAAAGUCAAGUUACCCAUACAGGAAUUUGACAACGAACAAGUCCGCUAUGAGCACCGGUUCCUGCCCUUCAGUGUUGUCAUGACACCUCCCCCAGUGCAUUAUGACCAGUUCCUUUCCAUGACCGACCUGUCCAAUUUCCCACAGCCUGUGUCACCAGCCACUCUCUACCAUGAUGCAAGAAAUCAUUUCUUCAAGGCACGCACUCUGCUAGACACCAUACAUGCACCCAGCAAUGAGGUCCAGCAGCUCCUGAAGGUGGUAAAGACAAACUUUGUGGUGAUGAAGCUCCUGGAGGGUGGGCACAAGGCGGAUGACCCAACUCGACCCCAGUUUGACUUUACGACCCACCCAUGUUUCCCCAUCAUCAAAAUUUAGCAGAAGGUGCCCCGAAAGAGGGCUCCCAAGGAUCUACUUCCCAUUACCGAAAGUGAAGAAGCAAGAUAAAGGGACGGUACACUGAAAUAAGAAAUAAAACUGGGAGAGUCACAGCUACACACCCACAGUUUAUUACGUAAUGUCACUGGACUUCAGCAGCUGUAGUAAUCAAAGAAUGAUUGUCAUUAAGGCACAAGUUGAGAGAAAGGAAGGAAGAUAGCAGAUUACCAGAGUGAUAUGUAGCUCUUGAACCCACAUGAAAUACUCAUUAUUGUUUCACUCCAAUGAAAAGUAUAAGUCA